This is a messenger RNA of Pseudophryne corroboree (corroboree frog), 2014 nucleotides long. RefSeq names its product paraspeckle component 1 (gene PSPC1). Gene Ontology annotation, cellular component: nucleus. Gene Ontology annotation, molecular function: RNA binding. Bases 126 to 1718 code for a protein of 530 amino acids. The record is from RefSeq and is a predicted model, not a curated record. The transcript is spliced from 9 exons. Lineage: Eukaryota; Metazoa; Chordata; Amphibia; Anura; Myobatrachidae. Gene Ontology annotation, biological process: regulation of DNA-templated transcription.
GCGUGACGUCACCGCCCGUUGGAGAAAUUUUCACGGCGCCAUUUUGAAGACGCUGCGCGAGGCACCGUGUGUCCCGCGUCUCUCUCUGUCGGCCCAGAUCGCAGACGUCGCACGCGGUGAGGAGGAUGAUGAUGUCUAACAGGAACCUGAAGCAAGUGCGCAUCGAGAAGAACAACGGGAGCGGCGGCAGCAGCGACAUGAUGUCUCCUCCUCAGCAGCAGAUGGUGCACGGAGGGGGGAAGAACAAUAACAAGCGCAACCUGGAGGAGGGAGACCCGGCCUUCAUGCCGCCCAAGAUGGACGAGGGGGAACCCGAGGAGCGCGGGGUGACCAUCGACAUCAAGAGCCUGCUGAAGCCCGGGGAGAAGAGCUACACCCAGCGCUGCCGCCUCUUCGUGGGGAACCUGCCCACCGACAUCACCGAGGACGAUUUCAAGAAGCUCUUCGACAAGUACGGGGAACCCAGCGAGGUGUUCAUCAACCGGGACCGGGGCUUCGGCUUCAUCCGGCUGGAAUCAAGAACACUUGCUGAAAUUGCAAAAACAGAACUUGAUGGUUUGGUGCUCAGAAACAGACCUCUCCGUAUCCGUUUUGCUACCCAUGGAGCAGCGUUAGUGGUUAAAAAUCUUUCUCCUGUGAUCUCAAAUGAGCAUCUUGAAGAGGCAUUCUCCAUGUUUGGCCCAGUUGAGCGAGCUGUUGUCAUAGUUGAUGAUCGUAGCAGACCUACUGGAAAGGGGUUUGUUGAAUUUGUUGCAAAACCUCCAGCAAGAAAGGCUCUUGAGAGAUGUACUGACGGCGCAUUCAUACUGACAACCACACCUUUACCGGUUAUUGUGGAACCGAUGGAGCAACUUGACGAUGAAGAUGGUUUGCCAGAAAAAUUCAUGCAGAAGACUCAACAGUAUCUAAAGGAAAGGGAGGAGCCACCACGGUUUGCUCAGCCAGGGACAUUUGAAUUUGAAUACUCCUCAAGAUGGAAAGCACUAUUUGAGAUGGAGAAACAGCAGAAAGAGCAAGUUGAAAGAAACAUCAGAGAAGCUAAAGAGAAAUUGGAGGCGGAGAUGGAAGCGGCACGACAUGAGCACCAGCUCAUGCUCAUGAGGCAAGAUCUUAUGCGACGCCAAGAAGAGCUUAGAAGGCUUGAAGAAUUAAGGAAUCAGGAGCUUCAAAAGCGGAAGCAGUUUCACAUGAGACACGAAGAAGAGCACAGACGGCGUGAAGAAGAGAUGAUUCGUCAGCGCGAGCAGGAGGAACUUCUGCGGCAGGAAAGUUUCAAGUCUGCAUUCAUGGACGCCAGAGAACAGGAAAUGAGAAUGGGUGAUAUGGGCAUCCGUGGAGCAAUAAACAUGGGAGAUACCUAUAGCCCAGCACCUGCUGGUAACCAAGGUCCACCUCCUCCAAUGAUGGGGAUGAACAUGAACAACCGACCAACUGUUGCAAGCCCUUCAAUGGGUCCUGGACCUGGUCCUUCGAUGGGCUCUGAAGGAGCUGCAAACCUGGGAGCUGCUAUGAUUCCUGAUAAUGGAGCAGUGCGCAAUGAUAGAUUCUCACAGCCAUCUCCAUCACAAAUGGGAUCUCCCAUGGUUAACAGAGCAGGAACUGAAGCUGCUCAGCCAGCAAUGGGUGGUGUAAAUGCUGUUGGUGGUGCACCUGUUGGCUAUGGUAGAGGAAGCCAAGGGGGAAGCUUUGAUGGAUCUAACAAACGUCGCCGUUAUUAGUACGUCUAUCCAUACUGUGUAGAAAACAUGUAGUCAAUAAAUUCCAGUGGAAUGCAUUUUUUUUUAUUUUAGAACUUUUGUUUUUGUCUUAAUGCUAGCUUUUGUAGUAGAUUUUUGUUAUGUAACUCAUACAUUUUGUGUUUUGACUAAUAAUGAGAUUGAUCAUGCCUCAUUGUGAAAGCUGAAUGUGACUGAUUUAAUCUUUGUUUAUAGUGGUGUAAAAUGUGCAGUUAUAUAAUUACAAUAAAGAUGAAACAUCCUUUGAAUUGUUUAAUAAAGCAAUUUUAAAGGCAGGA